ACUACACCCGACUUUUCAGAUAGAAAACGUGUAUUGAAAGAGAUAGACGUGUGGAUUCAUAUAAGAACCUUUGGCUUGUACAUUGUGGUCAGUUAGACUUGCCUGUGCAUCGAAAAUCACAUCUCCAGAAGUGAGCAUUGUUAAAAUGGGAAACGAACAAGGUAAACGAGCAGCGGACGUCAGCGAAGAAGCUGCCGCCUGCCCCUUGUGCAAGCAGCCCUUCGACACGGCGUCGCGUCAGCCGAUAACGCUGACAGAGUCCAAGGUCAGGAUCUGCGAGACUUGCUUCCGGGCGCUUCGCAGUGAGGAUCCGGAGCCAAGGAGUCCUACAAGGUCAGUGGAUGGCGAGCGGCCUUCAGACGCAUCAUCAGACAUGACGGAGCCGGAGGAAAAGGCUUCACCUGAGCCCGAGGCGGUGCAAGGGGAACCCGACGGCGACGCUGCGGAUGCUGACCUCGCCUCGGGGGACGGACAGGAGGAGGCCGCAGCUCCAGCCCCAGGAAUGGACCCGCAAACCAAGAAGAUUUUGAUAGGCGUUGGAAUCGGGGUGGGCGCCACUCUAGGGGCUGUGGGCGCCGUCGUCGCUGCUCCGUUUGCGUUGGCGGCCGCGGGAUUCACCUCGGGGGGCAUAGCGGCCGGGUCACUGGCGGCGGGAAUGAUGUCCUCCGCUGCCAUCGCCAACGGAGGAGCCAUCGCCGCCGGAAGCACGGUGGCGAUCUUGCAGUCGGCCGGAGCAGCUGGUAUAGGCGCAGCUGGUAUAGCUGGACUGGCAGCUGGUGGAGGCGCCGUAGGGGUCGCUGCCGGAGGAGCAACUGCAGCCGGGGUCAAUAAACUUGUAGAAUUGGGACAAAACCAAGAAAAUAAGACUGAGAAUGAGA
This is a messenger RNA of Penaeus vannamei (Pacific white shrimp), 878 nucleotides long. NCBI's taxonomy places the organism in Eukaryota, Metazoa, Arthropoda, Malacostraca, Decapoda, Penaeidae. The record is from RefSeq and is a predicted model, not a curated record.